UACUUAAUUUAUCAAUCGAUACUUUCCUCUCGAUUAAUCGACGGUUAUUCUAUCGAUCAACGAGAUAAUGUAAUCGAUUUUUUAAUGAAAAAAGUCGAUGAUGCACUUUGCUACAUUCGAUAAUGUUUAAGAGACUCCGGUGUAUUCAAACUUUUGUUAAUGAAAUGUUAAAGGCUACGAUGAUAUUUCUUAUAUUUCGAAAAUUCUUCAAAUUAUCGUUGGCAGCAUUGAACGAUUGGUUAGCGAUAUCUUUUUAGAGAAUUUCACAAGAAAUUUUCCAAAUAUUGGCAAUUGUAACUGUAUAAAGAAAACAUGCAAGGAACUAUCAUAGAAAAUUUAAGCGGUAGAAAACUUUCGGUACUCGUCGUACUGUUGAUCAUCGCACAAAUUGUUUGUUUUUUAAUAGGUGGACUUAUUGCUCCAACUCCUGCUAGUAGCCAAAACAUACUUGGUACCCCUUGCAAGGAUAGCCGUGUAAAUAGAUCUGAACCUGGAGGAAAUAAAUGGUAUUAUUCAAGAGGAAGAGGAGCUUGUAAUGCUGUUGAUAUGAACGUUAGCUUUGAUGGUCAUCAUCAAGCCUACCAAGUUGUUUAUACGUUUCAGAUGCCUGUGCCUCGAAAUAGCAUGAAACUUGAUUAUUCUAGAUGGCAACAAAAUCUGAUUGGUGUUUUACAAGUGGACAUUGUUUAUCAUAGUCAGAUAGAAAUUGCUCCUAGAACCAAAAUAACAUUAGAUGCAAGACUUGCAUACAGAAACAAGGGUGAUCCGGAUGAUGCUUGGAAACCUUAUGCCGCAUCUGUGGUUGAAAGAAUUUUGGAUUGUAGUAUUGAUGAUGCAAUGGAGCAAUAUAAUUACAAUUGCAAGCUGGUCCCAUUGUUUGAACUUGGCUCCUUAUUUCACGAUUAUUAUCUUUUAAAUAUCCGUCUUCCGGCUGAUACUGAUAAAAACAUAAAUCAGGGUUUAGGACAUAUAAGUGAUUUAUGGCUUACAGCUAUCAAUCAGAAUGGCGGAUUUACGAGGGUAUGGGUCAGUUUGAAAACCAUUUUCUUUCCCAUUGUUAUAUGCGUUCUUGCUUGGUAUUGGAGACGAAUUAAUAUGCUUUCAAGAUCUCCGGCUCUCUUGGAAUAUUUGCUUUUAGCUCUAGGCGCAGCUCUGACGUUUUUAAACACGCCUUUGGAGUACUUAACCCUCGCCUAUGAUAUGCCAUUUAUGCUUUUAUUGGGCGAUAUUAAACAGGGAGUUUUCUAUGCAAUGCUCUUGUCUUUUUGGCUCAUCUUUGCUGGAGAACAUCUUAUGAUACAGGAAGGCGAUCAAAGAAAUUCUUUAAAAUGUUACUGGCGUCAUUUAUCCGCGGUGGGCAUUGGCUGCCUCUCAUUAUUUGUAUUCGACAUGUGUGAACGCGGCGUGCAAUUAAGAAAUCCGUUCUACUCAAUUUGGGUUACGGAUCUUGGGACUAAAUUUGCUUUAUCGUUCAUAAUUUUAGCAGGUAUAUCCGCUGGUGUGUAUUUAAUAUUUUUAUCUUACAUGAUAUGGAAAGUGUUUAUGAAUAUCAGCGCAAAAAGAGCUGCGUUACCCAGUAUGAGUUCGGCACGACGUUUACACUACGAGGGUGUAAUAUACCGAUUUAAAUUUCUGAUGAUCGCUACACUGUUAUGCGCAUCCUUAACUGUUAUUGGAUUUAUGCUAGGCCAGGUCGCAGAAGGACAAUGGAAAUGGGAUGAUGAAUUGCAUUUGGAAAUGACAUCGGCAUUUUUCACUGGGGUGUAUGGAAUGUGGAAUAUUUAUAUUAUAGCAUUAUUGUGCCUAUAUGCACCAUCGCAUAAACAAUGGCCUAUCGAGCCAUCCGAAAAUAGUAUUAGCGAAGAAAUCGAAUUUUCGCGUUUAUCUACCGAUCCAAAUGAGAUGUUGUCUUUGACAGCAUUUGCACGAAAAGCAGCGGUAGAGUAAAUAGUAUACAUAUUUUAUAAAAAAAAAAAAAAAGCAUGGCAAUCGACCAAUCAACAAUUUUGUACUUAAUCAUAGCAUGGUACAAUGCAAUAACCAUGAAUUAAUGAAGGUUUUUCAAUAGUUGUAGAGAAUGCAAGGACUGAUAAUACUCUGAAAAGUAAUCUCUUAAUACCAAAAUUAAGUAUUUAUUAAAAAUGAUAUUUUUUAAGGCUUUUAUAAUACAACUUAGUAUCUAACAAUUUUUUAUGAUGGUACUUAAUUAGGUACUUAAUAUUUUCAAGAUUAAACGAAUGAAAAAGAGUCACUUUAGACAAUGUUUUUUCGUUACGUUCAUUUUCGUGUGUAAUUAAAAUAGAGUAACAUGUAGCUGGAGUAAUUUUAUAAAACAUUCCAUUUAAAAUGCAAAUAUUCUACCUUCCGGAUAACAUUUUUUCUAUACGUCGCAAACAUUAAAUUAUCAUUGAUAAUUGAAAGGAAAUAUCAUUGCCAUGCUUACAUAGUAAUCAUCUUCAAUGAAUUAAUCUGGCGAUAUUUAUUUUCUUAAACGAUAUUUAAUCUAUUCCGUCUUUUUAUAAUACAUAUCAAUAUUGGGCAUUUAUCCAUAAUUAAUGUUCAUAAAUGUGCAUUUAAUUGUAGUUAAAUAAUAUUGAAUAUGUGCAUUCAACAAUUCUUCAUUCUUAUAUUCAACAGUAUUAAGUUCCUCAGAUACAUUUUUUAUAUUACAUAUAUUUAAUACAAACGUUUACAAAUUCCAAUGCAUUAAUGCAGGUUUUUUAGAAGCUAAGGUAUGCAUGCAACAAAGUAGAAUCGAAGCAGGAAGGUGUAAUAAAUUUGUAACAUUUGAAUAGAAUCAACCUAGUGCACAUUAGCUACUUAUAUAUAGUACUUACAUUUGCAGCAAUAAGAUUAGUAUUUUCUACUUGUGACGUAUCUAACGAAAUCUAUUAAUGAAUGGCAACUUCUAUACGAAUUUUGUAUUAUAUUAUUAGUUGUGAUAUCUUCUUAAUAACUUGUGGAUGUGAAAAAAAAAAUAAAAUGUAAUGUAUUAGGGCUAUAAGAAAAAAAAAACCAACAAAUUCUUAUGCAUGUUUAUAUAAUUGAAUUUUGGUAUUAUAUAUAAUAGGAACAUUUUUUCAUGUAUUAAUCAAAAUUUUUAUACAUUUUUUAGGUAAACCAAUUUGUUAGAAUAAUUUUGUUAAAUUGUUAAAUAUGAUGUAACACUAUAUGUUAUAUAUAUGGUAAUUUUACAUAUGGAAACAUAGACUUGUAUGUGUCGUUGUAGUUAUGUCUUUUGUUUCAACGUUAUUAAACGUCCGGGUGAAACACGAA
This is a messenger RNA of Osmia bicornis bicornis, 3276 nucleotides long. It is a transcript of the gene wls, whose product is annotated as protein wntless. Gene Ontology annotation, cellular component: organelle membrane; endomembrane system. Gene Ontology annotation, biological process: intracellular protein transport; Wnt protein secretion; Wnt signaling pathway. NCBI's taxonomy places the organism in Eukaryota, Metazoa, Arthropoda, Insecta, Hymenoptera, Megachilidae. Gene Ontology annotation, molecular function: Wnt-protein binding. The transcript has 13 exons. The record is from RefSeq and is a predicted model, not a curated record. The coding region runs from base 313 to 1947 and encodes 544 amino acids.